Aspergillus glaucus CBS 516.65 is the source of this 393-nucleotide messenger RNA. RefSeq lists its product as uncharacterized. The record is from RefSeq and is a predicted model, not a curated record. Lineage: Eukaryota; Fungi; Ascomycota; Eurotiomycetes; Eurotiales; Aspergillaceae. Bases 1 to 393 code for a protein of 130 amino acids. The transcript has 2 exons.
AUGGAGACGCCAAACUCGGCCUUGAGCAUCUACAACUCAUGUCUUCACGCAUACCGAGCAGUGUCCACUGCCAUGGAGAUGGGCGCCGAUUCUGUUAUCUGGGAUAUACGCAUGCGGAUUGAACUCACGCGAUUUGAGGUCUGGGGCCAUGUCCUUGUCGGUCAAGCUGAAGGCUCCGAGGAACAAAGAGAGUCCGCCAUUAUACCGCGUCAGCACGAGGCAUUCAGUGCGACAGCAAAGAUAAAGCAACUCAUUUGCCUGUCUCAAAACGGUGAGGCACCCGCCAUCGGUAGCUUUGAGCUCUCUAAGGACCAGUUCAGCGCGCCCGCAGACAUGACCUCUUCGCGCAGAUACUUGCCAGGUAUACGUCCGACAACAGCUCGCCCUGCGUGA